AUGGCGGUCGCACGUCCGAUUCGCAUGCUGGGUGCAGCAUGUAUUCUACUUACUCUAUUCAUGAUCUUCAAUUUGCGCCAAUCUUCCGACCAACCCUCCACCAAAUUGACUAAUGGGAUGACCCGGGAUCCCCUUCUAGACCCUACGGGAGAACCGGAAGGAGAAUUAUGGCGAGCUGAUGAGCAUGACUAUUCCCCUGAUAGCGAGAACUCCGCACGCACCAAUGCCGCCCUGAUCUCGCUCGUUCGCAAUGAGGAAAUUAACGACUUGCUCCAUACCAUGCGCGACCUUGAACGUACCUGGAACAACAAGUUCAACUACCCUUAUAUCUUCUUCAACGACGUUCCCUUCACCGAGGACUUCAAACAAAAGACUCAGGCUAUCACCAAGGCCAAGUGUCAAUAUGAAUUGGUUCCCAAGGAGCACUGGGAUGUCCCAAGCUGGAUCAGCAUGGAUCUUUUCCGCGAAUCCGCCCAGAUGCUGGAGGAUGAAAACAUUCAGUACGCCUCGAAGAUCUCUUACCACCAGAUGUGCCGCUGGAACAGCGGCUUGUUCUACAAGCACCCCGCCCUCGAGGGAUACCGUUACUACUGGCGCAUCGAGCCCAAGGUCAAGUUCUUCUGUGACGUUGAUUACGAUGUGUUCCGAUACAUGGAGGAUCGUAACAAGACCUACGGUUUCACUAUCAACCUCUACGAUGCUCCCCAGACCAUCCGCGAGCUCUGGCCCACCACCAAGAAGUUCCUUGCCGCCAACCCAUCCUAUCUGAACGAGAACAACAUGUUGGACUGGAUCACUGAGGACAAGAUUCGCCCCGAACACACCGAGGGCGCCAAUGGCUAUUCCACCUGCCACUUCUGGUCCAACUUCGAGAUUGGUGACAUGGAUUUCUUCCGCGGCGAACAGUACGAGGCGUACUUCGAACAUCUUGACCGCGCCGGCGGCUUCUUCUAUGAGCGUUGGGGCGAUGCGCCCGUCCACUCCCUCGGCAUUGGUCUGUUCGCAGACUCCAACAAUGUGCACUGGUUCCGCGAUAUCGGUUAUAAUCACAUUCCCUACUACAACUGUCCGAACUCACCUAAGUGUUCCGGCUGUGAUGCCGGCCAGUUCUUCGCCGGUGCCGACUGGCUCCAGAAGGAAGAUUGUCGUCCAUCGUACUUCAAGUAUGUUGGAACUCACUAA
Molecule: messenger RNA, 1182 nt
Organism: Penicillium angulare
Lineage: Eukaryota; Fungi; Ascomycota; Eurotiomycetes; Eurotiales; Aspergillaceae
Product: glycosyltransferase family 15 protein
Exons: 4
Coding region: 1-1182 (393 amino acids)
Biological process (GO): protein O-linked glycosylation; protein N-linked glycosylation; cell wall mannoprotein biosynthetic process
Cellular component (GO): Golgi apparatus; membrane
Molecular function (GO): alpha-1,2-mannosyltransferase activity
Source: RefSeq, a predicted model, not a curated record